Aaosphaeria arxii CBS 175.79 is the source of this 534-nucleotide messenger RNA. RefSeq lists its product as uncharacterized. Lineage: Eukaryota; Fungi; Ascomycota; Dothideomycetes; Pleosporales. The transcript has a single exon. The record is from RefSeq and is a predicted model, not a curated record. Bases 102 to 368 code for a protein of 88 amino acids.
UGCUUCCACGACCGUGAACUACCUCACCAUCACCAACUCUGAUCUGCUCUCAUCUGAAGACUUCAACCCACAGAUAUUGCUUUCAUCUAAUCUCGUUCAAAAUGAAGACUACCUCUUCCACCGCUGCCAUCCUUGCCACCCUCCUCGCCACUACCAUGGCAUCUCCCGUCCAGAAACGCGAGGUCUCAGGUUCGGUCACUCUCUUUCCAGAGACCAACUUCGGUGGCACAGGCUACACUAUUUCCUUCACCAUCGACGGCCAAGGAGCUUGUGUUGAGCCUUCUCUUCCAGCCUCCAUCGAUAACCAGGCCUCUUCUGUUCAGUUGAGCGGCGAGAACGCUGGGUUUUACUGCAGGCUUUAUGAGUGAGUUUCUCCUCUUUCCUCCAACCACCCUGUUUGUAGUGCGUAGGUCGCACAUUUUGCUAAUAUAAAUUGCAGCGGACCGAACUGCGAUCCAGAUUCGCAACAAACGUUCUUCUUUUCGACGAACAUUGUGGAUUUGGCGGAUUUAGAUCAACCAUUGGAUAAUGCGG